Closterium sp. Naga37s-1 is the source of this 782-nucleotide messenger RNA. The record is from the annotation of a GenBank genome assembly. Lineage: Eukaryota; Viridiplantae; Streptophyta; Zygnematophyceae; Desmidiales; Closteriaceae.
AUCCGAACCUGUCACGUACGCCAGCAUCUGUCUGCCCCUCAGAUUUCGACUGCUUGGCCCCCAGCCUUCACCCGGACACUGUCCAUCCAUCACUCUCCCAUUCUCACCUGCCUCAACCCCUCCCACGCCUUCCCACCCACCUGCUGGCCAUCACACCUGCUGGCCAUCACACCGUGGCCAUCACGAACCUCUUUUCCCUGUCUCCGCCUUCCUCCCCCUGCUUCCCCCAACCUGCUACUCUUAUAGGGACCCACGGACUCAUCCCCUACAGCACUGUCUCCCACAUCCCUCCUCCCAUUAUCCGCCUUCAGUUACCACCCCCCGUCCCCUCCCAAGCUCUGAUUCCAUUUUCUCAUCCAGCUUCCAUUCGCAUCCGAAACGGUGUAUUCCAUCCAUUCAGCGGCGCAUUAUUCGCACCUGCAUCACCUACGCCCCACCAACUUCGCCCCCUUAUGGCACCAUCUCCCACGCCCCUCUCAUCAGCCACUGUGCUGUUUACCCUUCCCUCCUCUCCCUCACAACCCGCUCACCUCUCCCCCUCCCUCUUCCCCUCCACCACCUCCGCACCUGCCUCUCCCACACCGACUUCUGCCCCACCAACUCUCCUGCCCCUACGCCACUGCCGCACUGUUCACCUCUGCAGCAGCACGCUAGAGGCUGCUGAGCCUGCGGACGUUGAAGAGAAGACAAGCUCUGUGGGCGGAGCUGGGCUGGGCUGUUGGGUGCCCCGUUUGAGGGCAGACGAGCAGAGGGGGAGAAAGAUGUGUGUUGGAGGAGUUUGA